This is a messenger RNA of Trichobilharzia regenti, 1901 nucleotides long. NCBI's taxonomy places the organism in Eukaryota, Metazoa, Platyhelminthes, Trematoda, Strigeidida, Schistosomatidae. The record is from the annotation of a GenBank genome assembly.
AAUAAAAGAAUAGCAAAAAUAACUUUCAUCAAAUGACUUGUCUUAUCAUACAUGACAACAUUAACAUUACUACUAUUAGUAAUAAUCAUAAUCACAAUAAUAAUAAUAAUAAAUAUAUAUGGAUGUGAUAAAGAGAAAUCUCUACAAAAACUAUUUAUCAUCACUGCACAAAAGAGAAGUACUGUGAAAUAUACUACCCAGAACUACGAAAUCAAUAAUCUAAAGAAAAUCACUAUAUGAUCGAUAUCGUGGAUUUCUUGGAAGAAGGAAACAAAGCAGAUAUAUCAUCACAACGGAAUGAUUUAUCCUGCAGCUCAGCGGCCAUUAUAUCACAGGAAAGAUUUACUUCUCUUACAGAAUUCCAUCUAAAACCAUUGAAUGAGAAUCAAUGUGAUCAAUAUCAUCAAUUGUUAGAAGGGAGUAAAGAAUUACCAGAAAAUUCAAACUUACAAGAAUUAUCUUCCUUGUUCAAUGAAAGAAUCAGUCAUCUAAGGAACAAUAAUAAUCACCACAAUCAUACAUUUAUCUACAGAAAUAGAGUGAUAUUCAUUGGAUUACUCAUUAUAACGUGUUGCAUAAUCUUUCCAGCAAUCUUCUUCGUAUGCUAUACUGCAUUACACUGUCAAAUCAAACAAGAUGGCUUAAAUGAAACUAUGACAACAAACAGAUUCAUUUCAGAUGAAUCAAGUUAUUAUAUUUUGAAUAAUAAUAAUAAUACCAAUUUGUUGAAUUCACUUCAUACAUUAACUUUCCCAUCAGCUUUUCCUACUUCAACUAAUGAUACUACUUUCAUCAACAGUUCCCUUUUAAAUAUUUCAAAAAUUGAAACAUUGAACCAAUCAAAUUUUAGUUCAGUAAAACAAAAUCCAGUGAAUUUAGAUUUUGGUAUUUUUGAUGAACCAAGUGAAAAAGAAUACGAAAAUGUGAUCAGAUUUUUAAAAUUAAAAUUCAAUAACUUUUAUGCAUAUACCAAAAGCGAUCAAGAUAUCUCUUUAGAUAAUAAAUCAUGGUCAGAACAGUUUCGUAUGAAUAUUCUAUGGAGUUUAAGCUUACACAUACCCAACAAGAAGGAACGUACAGCAUACUUCAAUAGAUUAUUAUUAUUUAAGAAACAAGCUGUCUUCAAAAGAUACGGGAUAGUAAUCAUUUUGUGCGGUUCAUGCAAAAGAAUACCUCAGAUAAGAGAGUAUUUAGUUGGUCCAUUAAGUCAACCAAUCAAAUUGAAACUUUUAAAUAUUUAUCCAUUUUAUAAACGACCUUUAACAAAUAUUGAAUAUAACGCCAUAUUGGAUUUUUUAACAAUUCAAACAAAUCGAAUUGAUCAUAUUAUACAAGAUGCCUAUUCAGCAAGUUAUUUUAUGCAAAAUCCAUUGAAUAAUUUUUGGUUAUUGAAGAAUAGAACAAUGAAUGAAAGUAAAUCACUUUGUCAAAAGCAAAACUACAAGAACAUUGAUAAUGUUAAUGGUAGACCGAAUUGUCUGAUUCCAACGUUUGCUUCACCUUUAGUAACAAAUCAAACACCUAGGAGGCGAUGCAUUUGGAUACGACUAUCCAGAGAGGUAGCACCUUUCAUACAGUAUCCUGUAGAUGUACAGUUUUAUGGCUUUCCGGCAAUGCAUACAUACUGUGGCGUAUCCUACUGAUAAUAUUUAUCAGUAGUAUUUAAAGAGACAUUCAUCAGCAUAAACGCAUCAAACUGCACGGAGAUAUAUUUGAUAUCACAGAAAACAAAUGAAUCAGCAAUGCGGAGAUACAUGGGAGAUGUGAGAGGAACAAAAAGAAGAACAGAACACAGGAAAGACAGAAGUAGCACAACAUGGAAGAUCUGUGCAGUUUGUGAUUUUAAGAAAAGGUGUAGACAGUAUGGCUAUAUAUAGAGAUACCAAACUCCAAAUAAACAU